AUGAACACCGAAUUCCAAACUACCCUCUCAACCCUCGAGAACAGGCUCAACACCCUAAUAACCAGCCUCACAACUUCCCCAACAGCUGCCGGUGCGCCAGCAGCAGCCGUCAACCUCCUCGACGCCGACACCACCCUCACAUCCGCGAUCCAAACCCUCCGCACCCACCAAGACAACUACGCGCGGAUCCUCCGCCUACGCAGCGAAGCGGCAGACCUCGAAGACAAAGUAAAAGGCAUCAUCAAAACAGUCGUGGGAUACGAGAAGGAGAUCCGCACAACCUGCUCCUCCCACAAGGUGGACAGCUCCGACAGCGACAGUUCCGACGAUGACAGCGACGUAGAGAUGAGGGAUGAAGGAGACAACCAGCAUGCGAAGCUACGGGGCAUAAAGGAGGUAGAUUAUCGGCUGUUGCUUGAUUUUGCGCGGCGGAUUAGUAAAUAUAACCAUCAGGCGGCGGCGGAUGCGGAGGAAGGGGCUAAGGCGCGGGUUAGGGGGGACGAUGCGGAGAUGACGGGGAUGAAUGGGAAUAAUGAGGAGGGGGCGGAGCCGGUGGCUCGGGUGACGAAGGAUGCGACGUCUUGGUUGGAUGAGUCGGCGAAUAUGACGCGGCAGAUGUACAUGUUGCCUUAUCCGAUGGAGGACCGGAUACGGUUGGGGCUUAUGGGGCAAAUUCAGCUGGCUGCUGUGGAAGGGCGGCCGGGCUUUGAUUCGGAUCAGGAGGUUGAGAGGUUGAUUCGCGAGGCUGAGGGAUUUGGGGUCGUGGAUGCGCCGGUGGCGGCGCAAGUGGAGGAGUCGAGUCGCGUUGGGGAGGCUGCGAAGGCGGCUGUUCAGGCUGGGUCUGCUGCGACUGGCAGUGGGUCGAGUUCUGCGCCGAAGCCUAAGCCAAAGGCUACCCUUGAUUUGGAUCUGGAUGAUGAUGAUGAUGAGGAUGAUUUUUGA
Molecule: messenger RNA, 942 nt
Organism: Aspergillus alliaceus
Lineage: Eukaryota; Fungi; Ascomycota; Eurotiomycetes; Eurotiales; Aspergillaceae
Exons: 1
Coding region: 1-942 (313 amino acids)
Biological process (GO): regulation of transcription by RNA polymerase II
Cellular component (GO): mediator complex; core mediator complex
Molecular function (GO): transcription coregulator activity
Source: RefSeq, a predicted model, not a curated record